Messenger RNA from Macadamia integrifolia, 1342 nucleotides. RefSeq names its product vesicle-associated protein 1-2-like. Gene Ontology annotation, cellular component: plasma membrane; endoplasmic reticulum membrane. Gene Ontology annotation, biological process: endoplasmic reticulum membrane organization. The record is from RefSeq and is a predicted model, not a curated record. The transcript is spliced from 8 exons. The coding region runs from base 375 to 1103 and encodes 242 amino acids. NCBI's taxonomy places the organism in Eukaryota, Viridiplantae, Streptophyta, Magnoliopsida, Proteales, Proteaceae.
GAGAUGGAGAUUUGGAGACUUUGGAGAGGAAGGUGAGACUCUGCCUGUGACCCACAACUUGGCUUUGCGGCAAUGUUCUUUCUUCGUCUGCUUUAAGCCUUUAACAUCUCUCUCUUAUUCCCGAUGAGAAAAAACCAGAGAAGAAACAAACUUAGGAAGCCAAGAAAUAGACAAAAAUAAAGGAAGAGAAGAGUCUCUGAAUCUCAGAUCCUUUCCAAAUUUCUCGAAUCUUUGGUUUUGCAAAGAAAACUGCUUUCCAGCGCCGGAAAACCGGUUUUGCGGUUCGGGAUCUCUUUUGAUUCUCUUCUUCUGGGGGUUUAAACCACUUCUGAGCGUUGGCAAAAGGGUGUUGUUUGCUAUCAAGGUCUCUCAAAAUGGCUUCAGGAGGGCUUGUUAGCAUUGAACCUCAAGAGCUUAAGUUCCCCUUCGAACUGAAGAAGCAGAUCUCUUGUUCCCUUCAAUUAUCGAAUAAGACGGAUAACUAUGUUGCUUUCAAGGUGAAGACCACGAAUCCAAAGAAAUAUUGUGUUCGGCCAAACACCGGAAUUGUACUGCCUCGAUCCACUUGCGAUGUGAUAGUUACGAUGCAAGCACAGAGGGAAGCUCCCCCGGACAUGCAAUGUAAGGACAAGUUUCUCCUUCAGUGCGUAGUCGCAGGUCCUGGAGCUACUGCAAAGGACAUUACGCCAGAUAUGUUCAACAAAGAGUCGGGUAAUCACAUUGAGGAGUCCAAAUUGAAAGUUGUUUAUGUCUCUCCUCCUCAACCACCAUCGCCUGUUCCAGAAGGAUCUGAAGAAGGUUCUUCACCUAGAGCUUCUGUCUCAGAUAACGGAAAUGUGUCAAGGACACAUGUUGAUUCUCAAGGUCAGGCUUCAAGAGGGUAUACCGAGUCUCAAGACAAAACUUGGGAGGCAAAGUCUCUGAUUUUAAAAUUGACUGAGGAGAAAAACUCAACAAUACAACACAAUAACAAGCUUCGUCAGGAACUGGAACUUUUGAGGCGACAGGGCAGCAGCAAGAGCAGUGGUGGUGUCCCAUUCCUGUAUGUCAUGAUUGUUGGCUUGCUGGGAAUUCUUUUGGGUUAUCUUUUGAGGAAGACAUGAUCAAAUAUUGAGUGUUAUUUCCCCCCACCCCCAUUUGUUAUUUCCUUCUCCCCUGAAACCAUAAAGAAGAACCCAGAGGAAAAAAUGAAAAUGACAGUUGAUGCUUUUUAGUUGUAUUAACAGUCUUCGUGGCCUUAGAAAAACAUGCUGAUGAAGCAGAUUUAAAUGGGGUUUGUAAUUGUUAAUUGUUAAGCAGGAACUGCAACAAGGAAUUGUGUGGUUGACUCCUGCUUUGUUAA